This is a messenger RNA of Sporothrix brasiliensis 5110, 1539 nucleotides long. RefSeq lists its product as uncharacterized. The record is from RefSeq and is a predicted model, not a curated record. Bases 1 to 1539 code for a protein of 512 amino acids. The transcript has a single exon. NCBI's taxonomy places the organism in Eukaryota, Fungi, Ascomycota, Sordariomycetes, Ophiostomatales, Ophiostomataceae.
AUGCCUCCCCUCUACGACGCGAUGGGCCUCGCGAAUGCGCUCCGUGAGGACGCGCUCCCCGCUCUGCAGGCCCUCGAAGACCGACCACAUCUACGCGAGCGCGGCCUCCGUCGCUUUGAAAGCGACGAGCCUCCUCCCUACGAAUCAUCCACCGAAUAUGACGAGGAAGAUCUACUUUCACGGGUCAUGCCGGCUGGCGCAAGCGAACUGACUCAAGAGGAUCGCGACAUAUUCAUGGCGCCGCUUAACGAAAGCGAACGUCGCUCUGUUGCGUCGUUUUUGUUCGGAAAGUAUGAAGCCGGUUCGCGGUUUGCAUUGGAGGCGAAUGUCCAGCGCGACCGUAUUUGUAGUUGGGCUAAGCACCAUCCCAACCCGGACGUGCGCCGCCUCUUGGCGCCUCUUGGGUCUGGGAAGAAGCUUCAACUUGCUGAGCGGCGAUGCUCCAUCGUUGCUCGGCACAUUGUCAAGCGGCGGUGGGAGAGGCUUGGCGUGUGGGGCCCAGAAUGGGGCAUCCCCGAUAGUGGUUGCCAUUUCGAUGACCCAACAUACCGGCCUGCUCGCUUGGGCCCAUGGCCAGGCGAAUUCGACCAGGCAUCCGACUACCAUCCCGUUCGGCGAGCUGCUGAGUUGCGCCAGGGUCUUUACCACGGCGAAUAUGCCCCGGUCCAACCUCGCUCGCACUUGACCGCGUCGUCCUCGGAUUCUCAAAAGGAGUCGUUCAUUACGUCCCGCCCUUGGUUUCAGUUUUCCUUGGAGUCUGUAGAGUGGUUUUGCAGAGCUGAUCGUUUCGACAAUCGUGCAAAACGCACCAGUUUCAAGAGGGACACAUACCAGCGAUGGGUGGACCGUGGUGAUUGGCAAGACAAGUGGAACCACCAAUUACAUGGCAAGAGUGUCGUCGGCUGGAAAUGGCGCCACGAGAGUCCAAGCCCGGAGCCGGACGACCUUUCGGACGUUGAAGAUAUUGCCGGCCUGGAACUUACUCCCUCUGAAGCCGAUGCGUUUGACAACAUCCCCAGUGCACCUCCGACGCCACCACCACGACCGCCAUCACCGAUUGAUCUUACAAAGCCGCCGACGAAUCCCUUUGCGAGAAUGAUGCAGGACAUGAGGCGGGCCGAGCUCGCGAGGGAGGCCGCGGCGGCAGAAGCAGCGGCGGCCGCAGCCGAGGCCGCGGACGAUGGCAACGCUGCUGGCGACGUCGCUUCUUCGUCCCAGCCGGACGAAGAACGUCCGGGCGGUGAUCAGCUGCCACAUCCAUCACUGCCGCAGCCGGCGCCCACGCGGGCCUCUCGACGGAAAAAGGCAAUGCCACCACCUCAAGAGCCACGUCCACUCCGGCGCAGUGCUCGCAUCGCCGCCUUGGCCGCGCGACAGCCACCAGCGCCAGUGAAACCGCAGCCAGCGCGGCAGACGCGCCGUGGAAAAGGACAACAACCGGCAAAGCAAGCUGCCACGGCAGACAAUAGCCGGUCGAAACAGAGGAAAGGAAGUGCGGGCAUCAGAAAGCGGAAACCCGCGCCGAAGCGUCGGCGUUGA